Messenger RNA from Phyllotreta striolata, 3003 nucleotides. NCBI's taxonomy places the organism in Eukaryota, Metazoa, Arthropoda, Insecta, Coleoptera, Chrysomelidae. The record is from the annotation of a GenBank genome assembly.
AUGUUCCAUUUAUCACGAAUCGCCCAUUUACUGAAAUCCUUGCCCGUAAUCGUUCGCUCGAAUCGACGCCUGUCCAAAUGUCACUCGGAAUUUUCGUCGAAAGUCGUGCGAAAAAAAUUCCUGGAUUACUUCGUGCAAGAACACAACCACAAACAUGUCAAAUCGAGUCCGGUUGUUCCCUACUGCGAUCCUACCAUCAAUUUCGUCAACGCCGGCAUGAAUCAGUUUAAGGGCAUUCUCAUUGGAACACAACAACCCAAGUACAGGACUGUAGCGAAUAGCCAAAAGUGCAUCAGAGUGGGCGGAAAACACAACGAUUUGAGCGUGGUGGGUUCGGACGGGUACCAUCAUACGUUCUUCGAGAUGCUCGGAAACUGGUCGUUCGGGGAGUACUUUAAGGCGGAGGCUUGUAAACUCGCUUGGGAUCUUCUAACAAAUGUGUUCAAAUUACCGAAGAAUCGAUUAUACGUCACUUAUUUCAAAGGGGACCACGAAUUGGACUUGAAAGAAGAUGUAGAAACUAAAGAAAUUUGGAGAAACUUAGGCUUAUCGAACGAUAGAAUCCUACCGUUUGGCGUAAAAGACAAUUUUUGGGAAAUGGGCCUAGCGGGGCCCUGUGGACCUUGCACGGAGAUCCAUUACGAUCACAUCGGUGGCGCAGAUAGAGCUAAAUAUUUAAACAAAGGCCUGCACGAUCUCAUCGAAAUUUGGAAUGUGGUAUUCAUCGAAUACAACAGAUUACCCGAUGGUACGAUACACAAACUACCGAGGAAGCACGUCGACACCGGAAUGGGCCUCGAACGAUUAACAGCCGUUUUACAAAACAAAAUCAGCAACUACGAUACGGAUAUAUUUCGAUAUUUGUUCGAAGCUAUAUACAAGAAUUGCAGGGGCGUUAGGAGAUACGGCGGAUCGUUCGGCGAAAAGGACUGGAACGAUUUGGAUAAAUCUUAUCGAACGAUGGCGGAUCACGUGCGAAUGAUAACCGUUUCUUUGGCCGAUGGAAUGAUACCGGAAGAAAAUCAGAAACUACGCAAGAUAAUGAGAAAAACGUUUCUGCUCGGCGACAACGUGUUCAAGCAACCCAAGAAUUUCGUGAAAGAACUGACGAAUUACGUCGUGGAUAACUUGGGUCCGGUUUAUCCGGAACUCGAACGAAACAUAUCCCAAGUGCAUCGAAUCGUUUCGUACGAAGAAGAAGUUUUCGAAUCGCUCAGGCGAUCGGCUUCGAAAGACUGGGAAAUACUCGCGAAAUCCAAUCCCAAAUUGUCGCGACUCGAUAUCGUAGAAACGCCGAAUUUCGUUAAAGCUUACAAGGAAGUCGGUGAGAACAUGCCGAAGGAAAUCCACCCGAAACUGGCCUUUAAAUUGUACGAUACCCACGGUUUGGACGAAGAAACCAUCGCGAAGCUCGCCGAAGCUUUGAACCUUCGAUUCAAUCCCGAUGAUCUGAUCGAUGAAUUGCAAUCGGUGAAAAUCAAAUCGAAACGAGCGAGCGUUAGAGUCGAAAACGGCCUCUAUUCGACUCUAUUUAACGAUGGAAUUCCGAAAACGGACGAUCGAUCGAAAUACUCGUACUCGAGAAGCAUUGAUGGGAAAUACAAGUUCGAUGGCAUUCGAACGAAGGUUUUGAAAAUCCUGCGAAACGAUGAACGUUUGAGUGAAAUCGAAAGCGAUCAUUACUGCAGCUUGAUUUUGGAUAGGACUAAUUUGUAUUCCGAAGCAGGCGGUCAGACGAGCGACAGAGGGUUGAUUGAAUUCCCCGAAGGCGUGUUCGAAGUAACAUCUCUCGAGAAUUUGAACGGUUAUAUUUUACACAACGGUUUCUACAAAUCGAAAACGGAAAAAUUACAAUGCAACAUCGAAGGGAUCUUGAAAGUUGAUGACGGUUUUCGAUUGAAUUGCAUGCGAAAUCACACGGGGAUACAUCUGUUGAAUGCCGUGCUGAAAAAACAGAAGUCGGUUACUUGCCAGAAAUCCAGUCGGGCGACCGAUAAAUAUCUAAAUUUCGACGUUGCGAUAUUCGGCGAUAAACUUUCCAAACGAGAUCUCGUCGACGUGGAAAAGGGCGUUUUGGAAAUCGUUAAAAAAAGCGAACCGGUCUCGAUACGUUCGAUCGACAGCCAGGAAUUGUUAGCGUACAACGAGCUGACUUUGAUACCGGGUGAAAUCUAUCCGGAUACCGGAAUCAGGAUAGUCGAAAUACGAAGUGGCGAUUUCUUAUCGAGGGAGCCCUGUUGCGGUACACACGUUGCGAAUACAGCGGAUGUCGAGGAUUUUUGUUUGGUUAACGUGAAAUCGUUGGGAAGAAGUACCGCAUCGGUAACGGCUGUAACCGGAGAAGUUGCCAGGCAAGCCAGAAAAAACGGAGCGUUAUUGUUGGAACAAAUCGAAGCUUUAUCGAAGAAAAUAGACGAUAACAUAGACAAAAGAGAAGUUCUUAAUAUGGCGGUUGGGGCGUUAAAAAAGAAAUUAACCAACAAUUUCGACGAAUCGUACGUUCUUCCUUUGAACGUGAAAAUCGAGUGCUCUGAGAAAUUGGAUUCGAUAAUGAAGAAAAUCCAAAAUGUGGAAACCGAAUGUUUAAAGGAUUUCGUGGUAAUGGAAAUGCAAAGCGCCUUGGAAUCCAAUAUUAGGACGACGAAAUCGAACAGAAAAUAUCUGAUUCACUAUUUGCGAAGUUCGACGAUGCUCGAUAAUGUCCCUUUGCAAAAAGCUACCAAACUGUGUCCGGAUUUGCCUAUUUUAGUUAUAGCUUAUGUCGAUAAUACUGUGAAAGCGAGAUGUUGCGUUCCUAAGGAUGUAAAGACUGAUUCAUUCACCGCGGAAAAAUGGAUGAACGAAAUAGCAUCGGUGUUCAAUAGCAGGGCGGCGCCUCCGAAGGGACAAGAUGGAGGUUUAGUGUGUAAUAUGAAAGCGAAAAGGGUUCACGUUCAAGAUUUGGAUCCGCUGUUGAAGGAUGGCAUGCAGAAAGCGCAGAAAUACAUCGAAGAAAACCUGUGA